GGAAGUUAGUCAAAGAUCUUUCACCAUUUCUGCUGUCUGCUGCUUGCAGCUUUUGAUUCAUUUUAAAAACACUUCAGUGGAAUGGCAUCGUUUAUGGGGGAGGAAUAAAGAAAGGAAACAUGAACCCCCCAAUUCGAAGUUUGUUAUGCCUACUUCUUCUGGCCUACAGUACUUCAGGUGUCCUUCCUGAGACCAAGUACCCUAGAACACUGCCAUGUGAUGUGACAAAGAAUAAUUCCUCUGUGACUUUUGACUGCAGUUCCCGUCAAUUGAAAUAUGUGCCUCCUGGAACGUAUAGUGAUGUAACAGAAAUCAACCUCUCAGGCAACUUUAUAAAGAAGAUUUCUAAAGAAUCUUUUCAGGGCCUGAAUAACCUGAUGAAAAUAAAUCUAAACAAGAAUCAUUAUUCAAAGGCCAUGGAAAAGGCUGUUGAUCCAUGUGAAAAAGGAAUGGUAAUUGAAGAUGGAGCUUUUGCUAACAUGACCAAGCUGAUGGAAUUAUUAGCAGAUGAAACCCAUUUAUGUAAAAUACCAGCUGGGAUGCCAUUGUCCUUAACAUCACUGAGUUUGAGAUUUAAUGGCUUAUUUUCUCUCAGCCAGCAAAAUUUUUCAGAACUCAUGCAACUGAAAGAGCUCUACUUGGAUAGAAACUGUUUUACCGGCUAUUCCUGUGAAAGACCUUUCCUCGCAGAACCCACGGCUUUUUCAGGCCUCUCUGCUUUGACUGUGCUGUCACUCUCUCUCAACAACCUAUCCCAAGUUCCAAGCCAGCUACCCUCAUCACUAAAAGAACUUUAUCUCAGCAGCAAUAAGAUAAAAACGGUUAAUCAUUAUGAUUUUCAAAACCUGUCCAACAUAGAAGUCCUUGACCUAAGUGGAAACUGCCCAAGGUGCUUCAAUGCCCCUUUUCCAUGUGAUCCUUGCCCUGGAGAUUCCUCCAUUCAAAUACACCCUCUUGCUUUCCAGUAUCUGGCAAACUUACGGAACCUAAGUCUCUCCUGUACUUCCCUCACUCAUAUACCUUCCAGCUGGUUUUAUAACACGUCACAGUUAAAGGUUUUGAAUCUUGGUUUUAACUACUUGCUAAAGGAAAUAGCUUUAGGGGAAUUUUUAGUCCAACUACCUCACUUGGAGGUGCUUGACUUAUCCUUUAAUUAUGCAAGACAAGCAUACCCCAAGUAUAUAAAUAUUUCUGACAAUUUUGCUAACUUGGUCCGUCUCCAACAACUGCAUAUACGAGGUUAUGUAUUCCAGGACCUUACACAUGAACACCUGCAGCCUCUUAUAAAACUUACAAAUCUACACACCCUCAAUUUUGGGGUCAACUUUAUCAAGCAGAUUGACCUCAGGGUAUUCCAGCUCUUUGUUAAUCUGACUUUGAUUUCUUUGUCCAACAACAGAAUAUCACCAUUAUCAGAGGGCAGCAACAACAGUGACAUUCAUGGGACAUCAUUAGGAAAUCAUGUCAUUCGACAUCGUUCAACAGAUACUUAUCUUGACCCAUCAGCAAAUAAUAUGCUAGAGUCUGGAGGUACAUCCAGUAGUUAUAAGUCUGCUCCUAUUUUUCCUUUAAUCAGACCUCAGUGCAGCAUGUAUGGUAAAGCACUAGAUUUAAGUUUGAACAGUGUUUUCUUCAUUGCUCAACAACAAUUUAAAGGUUUCCAUGAUGUAGCCUGUUUGAAUUUGUCUUCAAAUGGCAUUGGCCAAGCUUUGAAUGGCACUGAAUUUAUCUUCCUCCCUAAUCUCAAAUAUUUAGAUUUGUCUUUUAAUAAACUUGAUUUGGCUUAUAGUUAUGCAUUUCAUGAAUUACAGAAUUUAGAGGUACUGGACCUCAGCUAUAAUAAACACUAUUUUAUUGUGUCAGGGAUAACCCAUAGACUGGUAUUUCUUCAAAAUCUUAUGCAUCUAAAAGUUUUAAACUUAAGUUACAAUGAAAUUUCCACACUAACAGAACCUAAACUAAUCAGCAGUUCACUGGAAGAAUUGGUGUUCAAAGGAAAUCGCCUUGAUAUUUUAUGGAAAAAUGGAGACAAAAGAUAUAGAUGCUUUUUUAAAGAACUCAGCAAACUAACUCAUCUUGAUAUAUCCUUCAACAGACUUAAAAGUAUUCCUAAAAAGGCAUUCCAUUGUCUUCCACAGAGCCUAAUUGAACUACGCAUAAACAAUAAUGAAUUACAGCACUUUGACUGGAAAGCCCUGAAACAAUUUCAGAAUCUCAAAUUACUAGAUGUGAGCAGAAAUUUAUUGUCUUUUAUAAAUGACAGCCUUGCCAGCUGCACAUCCUCUCUUCAGACACUUCUGCUUCAAUAUAAUAAGAUUGCUCAGCUACCUGAUGGAUUUCUUUUUAAAGCCAGCAGCCUUUUACAUCUGGAUGUAGGUUACAACAGACUUCAUUCCAUAAACCAAUCAACAUUUCUGUCAAAUGAUUUAAAUUAUUUAGUCUUGUUGAACUUAAAGGGGAACCCUUUUGAAUGCACUUGUGCAAUUGUUGGUUUCAUUAACUGGAUACAUUUAAACAUUAAUGUCAGCAUACCGCGACUGGCAACAGAUGUCAUUUGUGCAACACCUGGAGAUCAAACAGGAAACAGCAUUAUAAGUUUAGAUCGACAUACCUGUACUUUGGAUAUAGCUGCACUAAUAUGCUUUUCGUUAUCAUUCAUUAUUAUUUUCACUGUUAUGGUAAUGGCUAUCACAAAACAUUUAUUUUAUUGGGAUGCUUGGUACACAUAUUAUUAUUGUGCUGCCAGACUGAAAGGGUACAGGUCCAUAAUCACAGAAAAAGCUCUUUAUGAUGCUUACAUUGCCUAUGAUACUAAGGAUGUAGCGGUAACUGACUGGGUAAUAAAUGAAUUACGAAUUCACUUAGAAGAAAGUAAGGACAAGCAAGUUCUGCUUUGUUUGGAGGAAAGAGACUGGGAGCCGGGAAAAGCCGUCAUUGACAACCUUGCACAGAGCAUCCAGUGCAGCAGGAAGACAAUAUUUGUCCUGACAGAAAGGUAUGUAAAGAAUGGGAACUUCAGAACAGCUUUUUACAUUGCCCUGCAGAGACUAAUGGAUGAGAACCUGGACGUGAUUGUGUUUAUUCUGCUGGAGCCAGUGUUACAGCACUCCCAGUAUCUGCGACUGAGGAGGAGGAUUUGCAGGAGUUCAAUUCUUGAGUGGCCAAAGAAUCCACAAGCUCAAUGCCUUUUCUGGCAGAGCCUAAAAAAUGUGUUGCUCACAGAAAAUUAUAACCGGUAUAACAGACUGUACACAGACUCCAUUAAAUGAUAGCAUAGAGAAAAAAAAUAUGCAAAUAUCUGUGUCUUUAUCAAGAAAUAAUCAGUUUUCAAAUCUAGUCAAAAUACCAUCAUUUAAAGUGUUGGCUUUGAACUGAAGUGUCUGAGAAACUUUGAAGACAGAUGUUACCUACUUUAGCCUGGUUUUAUAAAAGGUAUGGUAUUACUAGACUUGGGAAGAUCGUAUAAAGAGAGUCAUAUUAAUAAUUUGCAGAAAUUUUGUCUUCAUAUCUGUCAGUUGUCAUCAAAAAAGUAGUUAGCGACUAUAGAUUCUAUUUUU
This is a messenger RNA of Alligator mississippiensis (American alligator), 3557 nucleotides long. RefSeq names its product toll like receptor 8 (gene TLR8). Gene Ontology annotation, molecular function: pattern recognition receptor activity; protein binding. Gene Ontology annotation, biological process: defense response to virus; positive regulation of interleukin-6 production; canonical NF-kappaB signal transduction. The coding region runs from base 120 to 3269 and encodes 1049 amino acids. The transcript is spliced from 2 exons. Gene Ontology annotation, cellular component: plasma membrane. NCBI's taxonomy places the organism in Eukaryota, Metazoa, Chordata, Crocodylia, Alligatoridae. The record is from RefSeq and is a predicted model, not a curated record.